AUGAACACCAGAAAAUCUCCCAUCCAUCUUGGCCCAGGCCUCACACCCCGCGAAGCAGCCGUCGAUGCCAUGUACCGCCUCGUACACGGCCUCGACUUCAACGACGCAGACCUUGUCCGAUCAGCCUUCGUCGAGGAUGCCAUUCUCGAUAUCUCAGGCCUCUCCCCAGCCACAGGCCGAGACCACCCGGAGCAAAAAGGCGUGGAUAACAUCGUCAACGGUGUGCUAGCUCACGUAGGACCGAUGCCAACCAGUCACAACAUCAACAAUGUCCGGGUCAAACUCAACGAUAGCAUGGAUCAAGCUGAAGUCACGAGCUAUGUGAUUGCACAGCAUUUCCGUCCUGGGGAGGGACAUGACCCGAGUAAGCGGGAUUAUGUUCUGUUCGGGAACUCGUACUGGGCGGAUGUUGUCAAGGUUGGAGAGGGAGAUGAUGCGCUGUGGAAGAUGAAGAGGUUUGAGGCUCAGAACAUCUGGGCUGAAGGAGAUAUGAGUGUUUCCGAUGUCAAGACUUGGAAGACGUAG
Messenger RNA from Zasmidium cellare ATCC 36951, 525 nucleotides. RefSeq lists its product as uncharacterized. NCBI's taxonomy places the organism in Eukaryota, Fungi, Ascomycota, Dothideomycetes, Mycosphaerellales, Mycosphaerellaceae. Bases 1 to 525 code for a protein of 174 amino acids. The transcript has a single exon. The record is from RefSeq and is a predicted model, not a curated record.